CCCUUCCACCUGCAAUCUCUUCGUCGUAUAUACAUAGCACACCUUGCUGCGUGGAGGAGGCUGACGAGGCACGAAACGAUGGCUCUGCUCGCCGGAAACACCUUUACGAUCUCCACGACGCUUCUGGUGCUCGUUAUCUGCAACCUCUUCCUUCUUCUCUCGAAGAUCGAAGCGUCGCCGGGCAAAGCGAAGCAGUUCGAGCCCCUCAGUUUCGUCGGCUCAAGGCUGUCGGCGAUGGCGAUGGCCUACUUGUCGACAGCCACGUACGCGGGGAAGCACCACCACUCCCACUCCCCAGGCGAGCUCCUCUCCAGCAUGCUGUCGACAUGGCGGAGGCCGGCGAUCACUCUGGCGUACGUUGAGCUCUUCGCCACGGCCUCGGCUUCCCUGCUCUUGGCGCUCAGAGCCUUUGCGGGGGCCGCCGGGGAAGCUGCGCCGGAAGCGCUGGUGAUUUCUGGCUCCCUGGCUCUGCUGUCCUGCCUCGGGCCGGUCGUCUUUGCGCACUCGGAGAUCGCUUGUCGGCUGAGCCUGGUGGUUGCAGUGGCGGAGGAGGAUUUCGAAGGGAUGAGUGCACUUGCAAGAGCAGAGGAGCUCGUCAAGGAGAAGAAGCUACACGGGUUUGUUCUGACAGCAGCAUUAGGACUCGCCGAGCAAGCAGUGCUGACGGUGUUUGGGUGCAACGAUGACGGUGCUUGGGGUAUUGGGACUCUGCUAUUUGCUGGUCCAGUUCUCCUCAUGGUCAAGUUUGUCACCUACUUUUUGUACACCAUGUUCUAUUUUGAGUGCAAGAAAGGACAUGCAAAAGAGAAGAGAUCGAUCUAAAGGCUUGGCCUUGUUACUUCAUCUUCUAUCUUCCUCCAAGAAAGACCAAUGAGCUGGUGCAAGUUGCUAGUCUCCAAUCAUAAACUCUGCUAAAAGUCAACUCUGUUGCUUUCACCUAUUUGAUGCUCAGAAAAAUUCAAUUUUGGAAGCAGUGGAACAAGUCAGAUCUUCUCUUCUUCCUCAUCUGCCCUCUUUGACCCAUUCCUAUCCCCCUACAUCAAAGCACAGACCUUAAAAGGCCUCUCCCUUCAACACUUACACAAGGCAAACUGAGAGAUGGUGAUGUGAGCUGCUUUCCUGCGACGAUGGCGAAACCAUGUAAGUUCCCUGGGACCUCCACGAUUCUGUGGGAGGCCCUCAGAAUCCCCUUCCGAAACCCGAACCUCAUCCUUCCCAUCCUCAUCCUAACCCUCGUGUCUUCUUUCUCCUCCCUCCUCCUCUUGGGAGACAGCCUCUCCAUGUUAUUUUUCUCGAGACCCGUCUGCAGCCGAGUCACGGAUCUCUUUAGCCUCCUUGCACAUGUCGAAGGGCUUAGCAUUCCGCAGUGGAUCUUGCUGACCCUUCUCUUCAUCGUCAUCUCUUUGUUAACGACUGCAACCAUCCAUGCGACUGCCAUGGCAUACACCGGGAAGCACCCAGCAACACCAAGCGAUGUCAUCCUGAAGACGAGACAUGCAUGGAAAGGGUCUCUCGUGACCCAAACCUGCAUCACCAUCCUGCAUCUGUGCUUCGUCCUGUCAACAGACCCCGUACUUGUUGGUCUGGCAAUCAUCUCAAAUAAUUCAAAGCUGCUGACUCUGUUGCUCAUCGUCGUAUCCCUCCUGGCAGUUUUUUAUUACCUGUACGUAGCUAUAGUUUUGCUGCUAUGUCUCGUGGUAUCGGCAAUAGAGGACGAGUGCUAUGGAACAGAGGCGAUGGGCAGGGCAUUGGAGCUCUUCAGCAGGAGCAGGAAGCAAGGAGUGGUGAUCGCUGUGCUCGUGGUCGUUGUCAGCAGUGUUGCCACUUUGGUGUCUGAGGUAGUCUAUUCUGCUCAGUCUGAUGGAAGCCAGUUGUUAAUUGGGCUCAUCCAUAUAGGCAAAGAUGUGGUGUUGAAUUUGUUGAUCUUAGCCACAAGUACGGUUCUGUACUAUGAGUGCAAGAAGUGCAUAGGAGAGGAGAAGUUCAUGGAGAUGGAUGGGCAUAUUGUACAUGCUAGUUUGCUUACUGAUGCUUAUGUUGAUGCAGUAGAAUUGCCAUGAAUGUGUUGUCGUGGAAAUUAUGAUCCAGUGUUUGUCGCAUAUUAGGGUUACUUGUUUCUAUUGGUGUUUGUCGCAUACAUCAAGUCAAAUGUAAAUGAUAUUGUUGCCAAAGUUACUGCAUUUGUGUAUUGACAUUAUCCACCAAAACCAAUGUAUUUGGGUAUUAUGAACA
Molecule: messenger RNA, 2232 nt
Organism: Musa acuminata AAA Group (dessert banana)
Lineage: Eukaryota; Viridiplantae; Streptophyta; Magnoliopsida; Zingiberales; Musaceae
Exons: 1
Coding region: 79-822 (247 amino acids)
Source: RefSeq, a predicted model, not a curated record